Messenger RNA from Macrosteles quadrilineatus (aster leafhopper), 4687 nucleotides. It is a transcript of the gene Remo, whose product is annotated as adhesion G protein-coupled receptor A3. Lineage: Eukaryota; Metazoa; Arthropoda; Insecta; Hemiptera; Cicadellidae. Gene Ontology annotation, cellular component: plasma membrane. Bases 479 to 4363 code for a protein of 1294 amino acids. The transcript is spliced from 19 exons. Gene Ontology annotation, molecular function: protein binding; G protein-coupled receptor activity. The record is from RefSeq and is a predicted model, not a curated record. Gene Ontology annotation, biological process: G protein-coupled receptor signaling pathway; cell surface receptor signaling pathway.
UAUUAAAAAUGAAGUGUUAUGAUGAUGGAGUAUUUUGAUUGGGGAUGGAAAUCGAACUAAAACUUGUAUGGGACAUUCUUUAUAUUUUGUCAUUGACACUUGUGGUUGAAACGUUCGCUUAUUAUUACGUUUAUUAUGUAGAAAAUCGUGAGGAGGUUAUACAUGUUUAAAAAAUCAAUAGAUUUAAUAACAGCCUAGUUAUUUCUUGAAUCACAGUCCAUAUUUGCAUAUUUAUGUUUGACUAAGUAAUUUACUUAUUGUGCCACUGAUUGCCGAUGCCGGUUUUUGGAAAGUGUUUGUUAAGUUAUUUUACCAUAGUUAUUUUAAACUAGGCUACGUUGGCCUACACACACACGGUAUACAGACGAUACAACUUAGGCUACGUUUCCUAAUUUCAGAAAGUUAAACUGUGCAAAUAAACUGCUUGUGGGAUGCUAUACUUAAAAUUUUCUAUUCAAGUUAUAACUGAACUAUAAUAAUGACCAAUAAUAUAGUUUGUAACUACUUAUUUUGGUUUAAUAUUUUAAUGAAGUUGGCGAGUGUUUUUGCCAGUGAUGAAUUCAGUUGCCCACCUUUUUGUGUUUGCUCCAAAUCAAGUAGGCCUACUAAAUUUAAAUGUGGUGGAAACGACUUCAAGUUAUCAUCAUUAGAUGAUCUUGAUUUCGGAAAUUUGUCCAACAGUUCAGAUGUUAUAAAUUUAGAUCUGUCAGAGAAUAACUAUACAAGUAUUCCAUCUAGAGUUUUUUCUCUGCCAAAUCUUCAAAAAUUGUAUCUCAACAACAACUCAAUAUCAAAAAUAGAAGAUGGAGCAUUCUCUAAUGUACCAAAUUUAAAACUACUGGAUCUCUCUAACAACAGAUUUCGGCGUAUCACAAGGAAAACAUUUGAAAAUCUUCAUAAACUAGAAAAAUUGAAGAUAAGUCAGAAUUUCCUGAGUCAAAUUAAAGAAGGAACAUUUGAUGAACUGGAAGCUCUAAAACAGAUUGACCUGACAGGCAACCCACUGGUGUGUGAUUGUGCUCUGUGGUGGAUCCUAGAGUGGUCCAAGAACACACCAGUCAAGUUGUCUCCUGUGCCCAAGUGUAGCGCUCCUUCACUGUUGAGAGGACAACCACUGAGGAAGAUCAAGGGAGGGACACAGUGUGCCUGGCCUCACAGUGAAUAUGACUCUGCUGCCCUGGAACUCAACCCCAGUCACAAUCAAGUUGUGUUUGAGGGUGACUCGUUGAACCUACAAUGUCGAGCUCUAACUGGAGACAUUGACUCUGAUGAUUCAGUCAACUGGCUCUGGGCAAACAAGGAUCCUACCGACGUCUUCCACCACUCUAUACAAGUACAGAACAAACACAUCAAGGACAACGGCUUCAUAGAAAGUUUGCUGAUAAUAAACCAUCUUGAGUCCAAUCACAGUGGCCAAUGGCGGUGUCAGUUGUAUACUGAUGAUGGCAAUCACACAUCUAGUAUAUCUGUCAUAGUCAUCAGCAACCAGACUAUCUACUGCCCAAUCACAGUAACUAGUGACAACAAGGGUGUGUAUACAUGGCCCAAGACUGUGGGAGGUCAUCUGGUAGAGAUUCCCUGUAUCGUAGAGGGAGCUACUACACAGGCAUCCUACAUGUGUGGGUCCAGCGGUCAGUGGGAGCAGCUCUUUACUGACAACUGUCCCUUUGCCAGUGAGACCACUCGUAUACUAGAACAAUUCUCCAAGAUGAAUUUAAACUCAAGCGAGGGAAGUGUCAUUGAAAGCCUCCGUCGGUUCCACAACUUCACGUGUGACGAAACUCGUCAGUUUGUAGAUAAAGUGGAUAUAGCUUUCAUUGCAACGACCGUAGACAACUACCUAAGCCACGUGCCUCGUGAACAAGAGCUAGGAGACUUACUGGUAGAGGUGGUGAAUGCAGUGAUGAGACAACCUAGAGGAGUGCUGACUGAGGCCCAACACAGCUUCAAUGCCUGCACCCGUCUUGUGUCUGCUGUAGAGACCAUCACUCAGUUCACUCCUGCAUUCCAAGCACACAAGAGCAAUGUAGCUGUGCAAGAGAUUGCCAUCACUCGCCGUGAUUUCCAUGGACUCACUUGUACUUGGUAUAGCCACAAUGGAGUCAUCACGGAUUUUCACUGCCUUAUAGCAAACGACACAGCAUAUAUUGGGAAAAAAGAUAAGACAGUAGAGGCAUCCAUCCAGGUGCCUGCUAGACUCUUUGAACAGCUGGAGGUCCAAGGCAUUCCCUCUAGCCCCUCUGGAGAACAUUUGCUGGUGGCUAUGUACAGCAAUGGAGGCCUCUUCCCCCACUUCAACACCAGCAAACAAGUCACCUCCUUUGUGGUUGGCAGCAAACUCAUUGGCAUGUUAGUAGAGCAGCUGAGUGAGCCAGUGUAUGUCAUGUUGAGAGCUCCUCUCAGUGGCUCUCCACGACCCGCCUGGUGGCACCCUCCCUCUCUCUCAUGGAGACAAGAAGGUUGCCAGCUUUCUGACUUUCUGCAUGGUCUCUUGGUGUUCCAGUGUAAUCGACUGGGCUAUUUUGCACUUUUACAAGAUACGUCUCAUCUAUUGUCCACCAACAAAGUGGUGGUCCGCAACCGUUCCAGAUUACCACAGCCAGCUGUGUUAGUGGGCACGUUUGUUAGUGUCACUUGUAUGAUAGUGACUACUCUCACAUAUAUGGUCUGCUACUCUACCAUACAGAUGUCCAACAAAGCCAAGCACUCUCUGUCCAACACUUGGCUGGCCAUCUCAGCCCUCUGCUUGGUAUUCAGUCUUGGAAUAUAUGAGACAGAGGAUUUAGUAACUUGUGAAGUGAUUGGUCUCCUAGUCCAUUAUUUCACUCUGUGUUCCUUGUUCUGGAUGGCAGUAACAAUAAACGGCAUGUACAAGAGAAUGAGGCAGCCUGAGGUGGUGACUGCUGGCUCAGAGGACUUAGCUGAGCCUGUAGUGGUCGGCCAACCACUGGUGGGAUUGUACCUGGUAGGGUGGGGAGUAGCUGGGCUACUGUGUGGCCUCAGUGGGGCUGUCAACCUGCCACACUAUGCUCCUCCAUGUCACUGCAGCCUGGGCCCUGGGCCAGGAGUGAGUGCAUUGACUGUGCCAUGUGUGGGAGUGGUGCUCUAUCUCCUAGCUCGCUCUCUGAUGGUGCGAUGUGCUACACUCAGCAUAGAGAGUAACGCUCAGCUGUCAGAAGGCACUCAAGCAACUGACCUAGAACUGCUAGACAACAAUGUACCCCUGGAGAGAAGCAGCCUUCACAGUGUCGUCACGCCUUCCAGUCAAGUGGAAGACCUUGAACACUGCCCCUCCACCCAAUUAAAGGCUUUCCUAAUUGUUUUGAUGCUCUUCAUUCUUAUUUGGAUAUCUGCAGCACUAUCAGUUCUAAAGCCUUUCAACAUACCUUACGAAGAAACAAUAUUUAGCUUCUCAUACGCUUUUUUCAUACUAAAUCUCGGAAUAUUUGUCAUCUUCUUUCAUUGCUUUGCGAGAAACGAUGUGAGAUCAGGAUGGUUCUCAGUCAAGCCUUGUUUCAGAACAAGGAAUGUUUCUGAUUCUCGAGCUGCUCCACCUCCAUUAGUCUCUUCGUCGGAUAGUUUAAAUUCGAGUUCGGGGUUGAAAUCUGCAGCAAUCACUUUAAAUUCCUCUCCACCCCAAGGAGUGAAUAAAAACGCAUCUCCUGCAAAUCUCAACUUGGUGUUACUGCAUAGGAGGCAGUACCACACUAAUAAUCUGGUCAAUAGCGGAAACGAAGCAGAGGUGUUUUACAAUCCCCAUCAGAGCGGGGUCGCACGCAAGUUCUUCAAGAAGCAGCGUCGUAAGCAGAACAAUCUUGGUACCAGGCGAUGUGGAGACGGAGGGGGCUCCCCAGGUCCCUUCAUAGGAGGAGCCAAAGUCAACAACACUAACUUCCAUGUGGAAUUCCCUGAGCAGCGACCUUCCUCCAACCCAAACAUCCUCCAUGGGGAGGCUCCACUGGAGCGCUUGGUCAUUGGAGCUGAAGGGUCUCAACCCAUCCUCAACAAUGAUGGCAGCUUCAGAGUUGGAUACUCUACUGAAGAUCAGGUGCCAAGUGAAUGUAGUGUUGUCGACACUGACUGUGGCCGAGGUAUGUCAGCGAAGCAGAGUUGUGGCUCCUGUCACAUUGCUGUUUCCGACCAGUCAGACGGCAGCCACCUCUACGCCACCAUUGACCCUCCAUCACCUUUCCACAAGAGGCGAAAACAUCGCCCCAUGCCUAUUGGUCUCACAAUAGAUUCAAAGAACGAGUGUGUACGAGUGAACCUGGGAACUCACGACUAUUCGGUUCCGAUCACCAGUGACUCGGAGCAAAAGUGCUCAGACGACUCCAACACGGAUAAAAAAGAAACAUGUGUUUGAUAUCAACUUCACUCGUCACACAUUAACAGUGACGACACCAUGACGUCUAGACUCUAAACUGCUAGUAGCAGAUGGAGGUCAAGGUGACCCAACUAAUUCUGUGCAUCACUCAAUAUACUAGGGAUGGACGAGAUUGGAUUUUUAGUUCGAGACGAGAUUUUUUAUUUCUCAUAAAAUUUCGAGACGAGAUCGAGACGGGAUUUCCCUUCUCAUACACAACGGGAAAUGCACGUUCGGAAUUUUUACCUGAUUUUGUAACAUUGUUAGAUGACUGUUUAAAUACUUAGGCGAUCCAGAAAGUAAAGAACGUUUCGUUAUGACGCC